Arvicanthis niloticus (Nile rat) is the source of this 1224-nucleotide messenger RNA. It is a transcript of the gene Ptms, whose product is annotated as parathymosin. The record is from RefSeq and is a predicted model, not a curated record. Gene Ontology annotation, molecular function: histone binding. Gene Ontology annotation, cellular component: nucleus. Gene Ontology annotation, biological process: positive regulation of transcription by RNA polymerase II; negative regulation of apoptotic process. NCBI's taxonomy places the organism in Eukaryota, Metazoa, Chordata, Mammalia, Rodentia, Muridae.
CUGCCCCACCCCUGGGAAGCCCCUCCCGUCGGGCAGCGCCGCCUUAAAAGCGGGUUCCCUUCCCGGGGGCGGCAGCGGCUGGUCGGCGGCAGCUCUGCUGGUGCGGGGGCGGCGAGCAAGACCGAGCGACCGCGACCGGAGCGCGCCGGCCACCGCCCGCAUCAUCCUCCCGCCCGCCCUCCGGACGGCCGCAGCCCUGCGGGUCUCCGCUCGGGACCCACCCCCGCCCCACCCCGCGCGCCUCUGCCGCCUCUUGCAGCGAGCCAGCUUGCCGAGCGGCCGUCGCUGCCGCUGCCGCCGCCGCCACCGCGCCAAGUUCCGGCCGCGGCUACUCUCCGCCGUCCAGGGCUCCUCCGCCUCGGCCCCGGGACCCCGGCUCCCCGCCAGCCCCGGCCCCGGCACCAUGUCGGAGAAGAGCGUGGAGGCAGCGGCCGAGCUGAGCGCCAAGGACCUGAAGGAAAAGAAGGACAAGGUGGAGGAGAAGGCCGGCCGGAAAGAACGGAAGAAAGAAGCAGUGGAGGAGGAGGAGAAUGGAGCUGAGGAGGAGGAAGAAGAAACUGCUGAGGAUGGAGAGGAUGAUGAUGAAGGGGAUGAAGAAGAUGAGGAGGAAGAGGAGGAGGAGGAUGAAGGCCCCGUGCGGAAGAGAACUGCUGAAGAGGAGGAUGAAGCGGAUCCCAAGAGGCAGAAGACAGAAAACGGGGCGUCGGCAUGAACCCCUGCCCGUGGGCUUGGGGAUGGGAGGCCCCUCAGGUCCUGGAGGUGGGGCAGGAACACACACAUCCAGCCCCGCUUCUCCUGGCUCCCUGCUCUGGUCCUGCCCCAGAGCUGUGACCCUUGUGCUUUGACCCAGCCUCUCAUUUCCAUCUCCAGACACUGCCCCUUCACCCUCACUGCCACCGGUCCAGCUCCCGACCCGCCUCGUCCGAGCUCCCCGAGCUCCCCAGCCGGCCCUCACUCGCCCUAGCAUUCCUCGUUCUUUCCUGCCUUCCCUCACCAUCCCAUCUGUUCCAGACCUUGCGAAGAUUCUCCUUCCCCUCUGCACCCCGAGCCUCUCAGCCUGCCCUUCUCUCUCCUGCCUGACCCCUGGGUCUCCCUCAGAUUCCUUCUUCUCAGACAGCGCCAGGCCGGGGUGGGGCUGGGGUUGGGGCUAAGCCCCGAAGCUGCCCCCUCCCCUUUUUGUAUAAUUUAAUAAAGAAACGGUCGCGCUUCUGUUUUUAACCGGUC